AAGGAUAUGAUUCAGAUACUAAAGUAUCAGAUACCAAAGUUAUAAAUGAUACUGAAUUACAUCUAACAGAACUUUCAGAUUAUGAAAGUGAUAUAAAUAUAAAAGAAAUAGAAGUAGCAGAUAAACCA
Messenger RNA from Racocetra persica, 128 nucleotides. The record is from the annotation of a GenBank genome assembly. NCBI's taxonomy places the organism in Eukaryota, Fungi, Glomeromycota, Glomeromycetes, Diversisporales, Gigasporaceae.